Molecule: messenger RNA, 1621 nt
Organism: Rhincodon typus (whale shark)
Lineage: Eukaryota; Metazoa; Chordata; Chondrichthyes; Orectolobiformes; Rhincodontidae
Product: SH2 domain-containing protein 7-like
Exons: 9
Coding region: 144-1250 (368 amino acids)
Cellular component (GO): cytoplasm
Source: RefSeq, a predicted model, not a curated record
CAAGCAGAUCAGCCGUGAUCUUAUUGAAAGGCAGAGCAGGCUACAAAAGAUUCCGCUGUCAAAGCAGAUAUAAAAUCUUAUUGGCUGAGCUACAAAACCAACGUCAGUUAGAAUUGGAAAGACAGAUUGAAGAAAGACGGCAAAUGGAAUUGGAACAAGAAAUGGAGAGAAAGAAACAGGAAAUGGAAUGGAAGAAUGAAAAAACGGUGGCACCUCCAAUUCCGUUCCCAAGGAAAAAGAAGCCUCUUCCACGACCUCGUUCUGCAGCUGUGGAUAAAUUUCGUAAUGCUGUCCAGCCUCCUGUUCCCAGACCCCGGAGUAAAUUAGUGGAGGCAACCCCAUUUGAUAAUUCUCGAGACCGCAUGAAUAGCAGCUGGUUACAGGAACAAGCCGAUAAGGAACAGCAGCAAAUCAACCAGAAGAGAGCCACAAUUCGUUGGUUCAAAGAGACUCAAGCUCGAAAAGUCAUUCAGAAUGGCACUUUUCCGUGCUGGUUCCAUGGGAUGAUUACACGGAGAGAAAGUGAAGACUUGCUGGCAAACCAGCCUCUAGGCUGCUUCCUUAUUCGUGUCAGUGGAAGUAGAGAAGGAUACACACUCACAUUUCGAGGUGUGGAUCGUUGCCGACACUAUAUGAUUGAAAUGCAGCCUAAUGGGAAGUAUGUAAUACUGGGAGAAGAUAAGGCCCACCCAUCACUGCCAGACUUGGUGGACUAUUACAAAACUGUUGGAAUUCAGCCAUUCAUGGAGGUCCUCACUACACCUUGUGGUCAAAAAUGUGACCAUGAGCCAGAUUAUGAAGAGCUCAGAAAUUUUUCAGUGACAACCAACCCUCAAGACAAAUCAAGUUUUAGUACUGCAUCCGAUAACUCGACACAUGACCGAGUGCACAAUGAGCUGUCUAAGCUUUUCAUACCACCUGAUUCACCGUUGUCACUCCAGCCUCAAGUGCCUCCAGUGAUGAGAAAGAUCACAGACAGAAAGCUUCAGGCUGCUGCUUCUGGGGGCUCAGCUGCGAUGAACUCAGAGAACUGGAUUGAGGAUGAGCAUGAAGGAGGCAAACGCACAUUCCCAAGGCUGUACCCUUCAAUACGCUUGGCAAUGAGGGAGAUUCAACAAGUUCAUGAGCAACAAUCUAUGUUUCAUGGCCCUAACAGUGGAGAGGAAUUUGUGCCACACCUCCCUCCGAAGCAGUUUAGGGAGCGACAUAGAAUUCCAUUACUAGGAUCAGAACACUACGAUAAAAAAUAAAUGGCUGAAGAUUUCAAGUGUGUGUCAACAUGUGGCCGAAGAGAGAUGAUACUUUCGAUAUGUUUAUCACUAUAAAAUAAAAUGCUUCUAUUUCUCUGAGAUAAGAUACAAAGUUUAUCUUGACCUGCGUGUGCAGGGCAUAUGAUGUACGGUCUCCAAUGAGUAUUUUGCACAAUUCUAUUUUUGAAUAGAUUUUUCACAUUACAAAGUAUUGUUAAUAAUUGCAAAAAGCUGCUUAUUCUGAUGUGUUUAUAUUUUCACUCCAUUCAUGUUCUGUAAUUAGCUUUUUUGUAUGCCAGUGAUCUGUUCUUUAAUGUGUAUGCAGGAAAAUAAUUUGUACAACUAUUAAAAAUGACAAUGUGAGUAUCAAA